Penicillium soppii is the source of this 4257-nucleotide messenger RNA. It is a transcript of the gene aarA, whose product is annotated as L-aminoadipate-semialdehyde dehydrogenase. Gene Ontology annotation, biological process: L-lysine biosynthetic process. NCBI's taxonomy places the organism in Eukaryota, Fungi, Ascomycota, Eurotiomycetes, Eurotiales, Aspergillaceae. The coding region runs from base 1 to 4257 and encodes 1418 amino acids. The transcript is spliced from 2 exons. The record is from RefSeq and is a predicted model, not a curated record. Gene Ontology annotation, molecular function: phosphopantetheine binding; L-aminoadipate-semialdehyde dehydrogenase [NAD(P)+] activity.
AUGGUCGUCGGUGCGGCCUUGGAGGACCGCCUGGAGACAUGGGCACAAAGGUUGAACAACCUCACUGUCUCUCCAUUGACCCGCGACUAUCCCGACACACAAACGCUCGAUAAUAAACGAGCUAUCGAGGCUUUUGAAUCCCUGCGACUCCCCAAGGAGACCCAAUUGCAGCUGCAGAAGCUUUCUGGCUCAUCCUCUGGCUUCACUGUCUUCCUGACAGCCUUUGUCAUUCUGGUCGCUCGAUUGACCGGUGAUGAGGACAUUGCCGUGGGGACAAGUUCUAACGAGGAUGGUCGUCCAUUCGUCAUCCGAGUCCCCAUUGAUACUUCGGAGACUUUCGUCCAGCUCUACUCCAAGGUCGAGGAGGCCUUCAAGGAAGGCGCCUCCCAGAUUGUGCCGUUGGGCAGUCUUCGCUCUUAUAUCCAGGAAAAGUCCAAGUCCGAACGUGUACCGGUCCUUUUCCGAUUUGCUGCCUAUGACGCCCCUGCUGCCUCGCAAGACUACCCCGCGAACACCUUCGAUACCACCGACCUCGUCGUUAAUGUUGCAGCGGGCAACCUAUCUGAUGGCUCAGCUUCCGAGGUCCAAUUGGGUGCAUACUAUAACCAGCGUCUCUUCUCCAGUGCUCGCAUUGCCUUCAUCUUGAAACAACUCGCAUGCAUUGCUAACAAUGCCGCUGCAAACCCGGACGAGGCUAUUGGACGCAUUGAUUUGAUGACCGAGGACCAGCGCGUACUCUUGCCUGACCCGACAUCCAACUUGAACUGGUCCAAGUUCCGUGGUGCUAUUCAUGAUAUUUUUGCUGCCAAUGCCGAAAGUCACCCGGACAAGCUCUGUGUGGUUGAGACCGAGUCGAGCACCUCUCCUCACCGCGAGUUUACCUAUCGUCAGAUCAACGAGGCCUCGAACAUCCUUGGCCACCACCUAGUUCAGUCCGGCAUCCAACGAGGAGAGGUCGUUAUGGUUUACGCCUACCGUGGUGUCGACCUUGUGGUUGCCGUGAUGGGAAUCCUCAAGGCCGGUGCGACAUUCUCCGUCAUCGACCCUGCCUACCCGCCGGAACGACAGAACAUUUACCUCGAUGUUGCCCGUCCCCGCGCUUUAGUAAACAUUGCUAAAGCAACAAGGGACGCUGGUGAACUCUCAGAAAUUGUUCGCACUUUUAUCAACGAAAACUUGGAGCUCCGCACUGAGAUCCCUGCACUUGCCUUGCUUGACGAUGGCACCCUCGCCGGUGGAUCCGUCAAUGGCCAAGACGUCUUCGUCAACGAAGUUGCACUGAAAUCUCAGCCCACUGGCGUCGUUGUCGGUCCUGAUUCUAUUCCCACCUUGUCUUUUACGUCCGGUUCGGAGGGCCGGCCAAAGGGUGUCCGUGGUCGACACUUCUCCCUAGCUUAUUACUUCCCUUGGAUGUCCGAGACAUUUAAGCUUACGGCAGACGACAAAUUUACUAUGCUUAGUGGUAUCGCUCACGACCCUAUUCAAAGAGACAUUUUCACCCCGCUGUUCUUGGGUGCUCAACUUUUGGUGCCCGCUCGCGAGGACAUUCAGAAUGAGAAGCUUGCUGAGUGGAUGCAAAAGUUUGGUGCUACUGUCACUCAUCUUACCCCUGCCAUGGGUCAAAUUCUGGUCGGUGGCGCUUCUGCUCAAUUCCCUGCCCUUCACCACGCAUUUUUCGUGGGUGAUAUCUUGAUCAAGCGAGACUGCCGCUCGCUCCAGGGACUUGCCCCCAACGUUUCUGUCGUCAACAUGUACGGCACAACUGAGACCCAGCGUGCUGUUAGCUACUUCGAGAUCCCUAGUUACUCUAGCGAUGAAGGGUAUCUCGAUACAUGUAAGGAUGUUAUUGCGGCUGGCCGCGGUAUGUUGGACGUCCAAAUGCUUGUUGUCAACCGUUACGACCCCACUCGGAUCUGCGCUAUCGGAGAGGUCGGCGAGAUCUACGUUCGUGCCGCCGGUCUUGCGGAGGGCUAUCUUGGUUCCCCGGAGCUGAACGCUAAGAAGUUCCUGACUAACUGGUUCGUUAAGCCGGAAGUCUGGGCUGAAAAAGACCAGGCAGAGUCCCAGGGUAAGAACGAGCCUUGGCGCCAGUACUAUGUCGGUCCCCGGGAUCGUCUGUAUCGGAGCGGUGAUUUAGGCCGAUACACUCCAUCCGGAGAUGUGGAGUGUUCUGGUCGCGCCGAUGACCAAGUCAAAAUCCGUGGUUUCCGCAUCGAGCUUGGUGAAAUUGAUACUCACCUUUCCCGCCAUCCUCUGGUCCGUGAGAAUGUAACUUUAGUACGAAGAGAUAAGGAUGAGGAGCCUACAUUGGUAAGCUACUUCGUUCCCGAUAUGACCAAGUGGGCUUCGUGGCUAGAGAGCAAGGGCCUUACCGAUGAUGACACCGCUGAGGGUAUGGUCGGCCUGUUGCGACGCUUCCGUGCUCUGCGGGAUGAUGCUCGUGACCAUCUUCGGAGUAAGCUUCCUACAUACGCAGUGCCGACUGUCAUUAUUCCUCUCAAGCGUAUGCCCCUGAACCCGAACGGCAAGAUUGACAAGCCCGCCCUUCCUUUCCCCGACACUGCGGAACUGAGUGCGGCUGCACCUCGCCGCCGGUCGUCCGCCAUGCAGGCUCUUUCCGAAACCGAGCAAACUCUGGCUCAGGUGUGGGCCAAACUCAUCCGCAAUGUGACCGCUCGUAUGAUUGGGCCGGAUGAUUCUUUCUUCGAUCUUGGCGGCCACAGUAUUCUGGCGCAGCAGAUGUUCUUCGAGCUGCGUCGUAAGUGGCGCGGCAUUGAUAUCAGUAUGAAUGUCAUCUUCCGUAGCCCCACUCUAAAGGGCUUCGCUGGUGAAAUCGACCGCCUGCUAGCUCUGGCAUCUUUCGCGACAAGCGAUGACAAGACCCUUGCCGGAGCCGUGCAGGCUGCCAAUGAGCCCGAUGACGAGUACUCGAAGGAUGCUGUCCAGCUUGCGAGCCAGUUGCCUGAGACAUUCCCCACUCGCACUGAUGCUAUGCUCACUGCUGAGCCUCUGGUUUUCCUCACUGGAGCGACUGGCUUCCUAGGCGCUCAUAUUCUUCGCGACCUACUCACCCGCAAGGCGCCCUCCACUAAGGUCGUGGCUCUGGUUCGCGCAAAGACUGAAGAGCAGGCUCUUGAGCGUAUCCGUGGAACUUGUCGUGCCUACGGUUUCUGGGAUGAAGCGUGGACCUCCAAGCUCCGUGCGGUCUGUGGUGAUCUCGGAAAGCCCCAGUUCGGGCUUACCCAGGCAGUGUGGGACGACCUCACAAGCACCGUUGAUACUGUGAUCCAUAACGGAGCCCUUGUUCACUGGGUGUACCCCUACGCAACCCUCAAGCCCGCCAACGUUAUGGGUACCAUCGAUGCCUUGAAGCUGUGCAGCGGAAAAGCUAAGCAAUUUGCUUUCGUCAGUUCUACUAGUGCGCUGGACAAGGAUUACUUUGUCGAAGAAUCCGAGCGUAUCAUCGCCGCUGGUGGCAAUGGCAUUAGCGAAGACGACGAUAUGGAAGGCAGCAGGAUCGGCCUCGGAACUGGUUAUGGUCAGACCAAAUGGGCUGGAGAAUACCUUGUUAAGGAGGCUAGCCGUAGAGGCCUGAAGACCAGCAUCAUUCGUUCCGGAUACGUCCUUGGUGACUCGAUCACAGGAACUACUAACAACGAUGACUUCCUUGUGCGCUUCUUGCUCGGCUGUAUCCAGCUGUCCGCUCGGCCUAACAUCAACAACACCGUGAAUAUGGUUCCAGUCGACCACGUGGCUCGGAUCGUUAUUGCCUGCGCUUUCAACCCGGUUGGCGUUGCCCAUGUCACUGGACACCCUCGCCUCCGUUUCAAUGAGUUCCUCGGUGCCCUUGAGCUCUACGGAUACAACGUUCCCCAAGUUGACUAUAUUCCUUGGUCCAACGCCCUCGAGAAAUAUGUCAAUGACGGUCAACACGAUGAUAAGGAGUCUCAGCAUGCUCUUUUGCCUCUGUACCACUUCGUAACUGCAGACCUUCCCUCCAACACCAAGGCUCCUGAACUGGAUGAUGUCAAUGCCGCAGCUGCUCUCCGUGCUGAUGCUGCCUGGUCCGGCGUCGAUGCUUCAGCCGGUGCCGGUGUGACAGAGGAAUUGGUCGGUCUUUAUGCCUCUUACCUCUUCCAGACAGGGUUCCUCCCCGCGCCGACUAUCGCUGGGGCUCGCCCGCUCCCUCCCGUCCAAAUUAGUGACGAACAGAAGAAGACCCUCUUGAAUGUUGGCGGCCGUGGUGGUACGGCUUGA